Scylla paramamosain (green mud crab) is the source of this 3091-nucleotide messenger RNA. RefSeq lists its product as uncharacterized. Lineage: Eukaryota; Metazoa; Arthropoda; Malacostraca; Decapoda; Portunidae. Gene Ontology annotation, molecular function: ligand-gated monoatomic ion channel activity. Gene Ontology annotation, cellular component: membrane. The record is from RefSeq and is a predicted model, not a curated record. The coding region runs from base 280 to 2517 and encodes 745 amino acids. The transcript is spliced from 7 exons.
ACUGCUGGGUGGCGUGGCUCCUAUAUAAAGGGCGAGGGGAGGGCGGGAGGGACCCAGAGAGUGCCUGGCAGUGGCUGGGAUAAGGAGGGCUGUCAGUCUAGGAGACUUAAAGCUGAACUCUUGAGAAACUGACUGUCUGACUGGCUGGUUGACUGGCUUUUGUUUCCCUCCCUCUCUCUCUCUCUCUCUCUCUCUCUCUCUCUCUCUCUCUCUCUCUCUCUCUCUCUCUCUCUCUCUCUCUCUCUCUCUCUCUCACACACACACACACACAAACACAGAAUGUCAAAAUUAAAGACAAUACUGUAUCUUCUCUUCCUCAUCAUCACCACCACCACCACCAUCACCACGCCCCACAGACACAUCCUACAGGACUCCCUCGCAAGGACGCUGCAAGAGGUCCUACAGGGGCCACUCGAACGACUCCCAGUGACCCUACUCCUGCAGAAGGACCUCAAUGAAUCCUACAAUGUCAAUGUCCUACUGAAGAGGAUAAGGAAGGAUGUUACUGUAAUUAUGACCUUGGGGGGCUCUGAGGUCAUGGAAGGUCAAGUGAAGGAGAGGAGGAUAGGAGGCGCGGUCGUGGCCGUUGUGGAGGGCGCGCCGCCGUGGCCCCUGCACCGCCCACCGCCCUCUUGGUCCCCCUCCACCUUGCUGCUCCUGAAGGUGGGGGACUGCAAGGCGCGGAGGCUGCUGCAGACACCCCUGGCACAGCGCACACCUGCCCUGGCCCUCCUGUGUUUGUCCCUACAGGAGGAGGAGGAUGAAGAAGGAGAAGAGGUAGAAGGGAGGAACUCUAGACAACGGGAGAAAGAAAGUAUAUAUGAUGAUGAUGAUUUUGAGGAAGAGGAAGAGGAGGAGGAGGACGAGGAGGAGGGGAAAGUCAACAAAAACGAAGGAAACAAUGACACGAAGCCAAUAAAUGAAGAGAAGGAGGAAGAGGAGGAGGAGGAGGAGGAAAAGAAUGAAAAACUGAACAAGAACAAAGAGAAAAACGAAAAAGAGAAGACCAGCACCACGAAGCCAAUAAAUAAAGGAAGAACAAAGAAACCAAAAGAUGAAGAAGAACACAAUGCUGAACAACACAAAGAAGGAGAGGAGGAGGAACUGACAAGAACUCUGAGGCACCCAAGAGUUAUGACAUGGCUUCCCUUCUCCCCCGGGGGCCCAAGAUUCCUGUCCCUGGGGGCGUGGAGUGAGCGAGCCUUCCCCACCUUCCACUCCCUCUUCCCCCGGCGGUUCGAAUCACUCGGGGGCGCGGUGGUGGGCGUGGCGAGCGACAUGGACGACGCUCCGCUGGUUUUUCGAGACGAGGAGGGAGAGUUUGAUGGCACCAGCAAGAGACUUCUCGACGUGAUCGCCAGCAGGAUGAAUUUUUCGUACACACUCACCGAUAGGGCGCCUGAUAACAAGUGGGGGGAGCUGGAGAACGGUACAUGGGUGGGGCUACUAGGGGAGGUGUACCGUGGCAACAAGCAUCUAGCCAUCAAUUACUUUACCAUCACAGAGGAAAGGGCACGGUUCUUCGACUACUCUGUAUCCUACCUGACUGAGGGGUUCGGGUUCGCCCUGCCCAUACCUCCGGAGCUUCCCAAGUGGACCAAGCUGGUGUAUCCCUUCGCGUGGGACAUGUGGGCGGCUGUGGGCGGGGCGACUCUGGCUGCAACCGCCGCCCUCCUGCUCCUCUCCGCCCUGCAGCUUCACCCACACCCAACCCGCCCCGCCCCCACCGGCCUAGCUCCCUCCCUCGCCUUUGUCAUGAAGGGUUUAGUGAGCCAGGCCCAGGCGCGGGUGCCGGGGCCCUGGUCAGUGCGGAUGUUCCUCGGGGGGUGGUGGCUAGUUGCCUUCGUGGUGGACAUCGCAUACACAGGCUGCCUCAUCGCUGUGCUAACCGUGCCCUCCUACCCUGCCCGCAUACACGCCCUUGCCCACCUAGCCCUCAGCCGUAACAGACUGUGCAUGUUAGACUACGGGGAAUUCGUUCCUGACGCUCUUUUGGCCUCGGAAGACAGAGUAAUGAGGACCUUAGGCGAGAGAAUGGACCUUUCCCCUACCACUGACGUUGGCUUCUACGGGCAGGAGGCAUGCGCAGAACGAGUACUAGCAGGCAUCAGUGCGCAUGUGGAGACCUACGCUUAUCUCAAGAUUACCUACGUGGAUAUGGGCCUUGGGGAUCGCGUCUAUAUCAUGAGGGAACAGGUGUACGAGGGGAACCUAGCUUUCUUCUUCCGCAAGCACACGCCGUGGGUGGCCGCCGUGGACCGCGUGAUGCGUGCCGUGAUAGAGGCAGGCUUUGUGGAGAAGUGGCAGGCGGAUAUACUCGAGGGACUGGGCAUGACGGGACGAGAGGACGACUCAGGGUCCAGGCCACAGCCCCUCGGUCUGGCACAUCUACAAGGCGCCUUUCUCCUCUUCGGGACAGGCCUGGGCGUCGCUCUCGUGGUCUUCUUUUGUGAACACCGAAAGGGAAGGGGAUCAUCUCGGGUUACGUCUCCCCCUCAACUACUAAAAGAGAAAUAAAGAACAUAAGAACAUAAGAAAUAAGGGAAGCUGCAAGAAGCGACCAGGCUUACACGUGGCAGUCCCUGUAUGAAAUAUACCUACCUAUUUCCAUCUAUUAUCCCCCAUCCAUAAACUUGUCUAAUCUUCUCUUAAAGCUCUCUAGUGUCCUCGCACUAACAACAUGAUUUGACUUCUUUAGCUUAUCCUAUUACUGCUGUGGUCUUUUUCUGACAUUCCAUGAAAGAGAUUGUUUGCAUGGACAUACAGAAAAGAUUACUUUCGUUUGCAUGGAUAAAAAAAAAGAGAAAAGUAAUUUUGUCUUCUCUAACUACAAAACUGUUUGAAAUUAUAAUGCAAAAUAAGUUCAGAAUACUUGUAAAGAUUCUAGAAAUCUUCAAAACACUUAAGAUGUGUGCAUGGACACAGAAAAGGAUGAAUUUUCUCUCCUCUAAUUACUACACAAUUAUUUGAAAUCUAUAUGACUGGAAAUUUAUGGAUGAUUACGGAAAAUUUUUCUAAGUAGCAGAGUAGAAGGACUAAUUAAUAUGAUAUUACUAGAAAUACUCUUUGUAAAUAAAUAUACAAGCAAUGC